AUGGGCUCCUUUUGGGACGUCAUCUGCCGAUGCAACAAGUUUGACGAGGCCAAGAGUGCGGCCAUGUGGGAGUUUGCCGUUUUGGACAAUUCAGUUCCCGUUGGAUAUAUGCUCCCUGAGCAUGUCGCCGAGAUGAGAUGGGAAGACACGAGCUUCCACGUCUCCCAAUCCGAGCGCAGGAUACAUCUGGAUCCGGUCGUCCGGCAAGGCGAUGACGUCGUCGAGAUCUGCCGCCGCGAGUUCAUCACCCUCUGCGAGAAGAACGUCGACAACUUCAACGGCUGCUUCCGAAGGUGGCUCCAGAAACAAUCCGACUUCCACCCCAUCCGCGGCCUCGACGUAAAGCUAGCCGGCUUGGUGAUUGCUUCGCCCGCCAGGGGCAUCUUUGGCAUCGUCACCACGGGGGUCCACAUGAACAUGUAUACCGUGAGGAACGGCAGGAUUCACGUGUGGGUUUCGAGGCGGUCUCAGAAUGUUACAUAUGCCGGAAAGCUCGACCAGCUGGUGGCGGGAGCAAUGGACCCCGGCGAUCAUAUGGAGCCCUUGAUGACGCUGAAGCGCGAAGCCAUGGAGGAAGCAGGCCUCGAGGUCGAUGCUGCGUCGCAGACUGUGACUUGGAACGGUGGCUAUGUGGGCAAAGUCACUGCCGAAUCGCUCAUCUCGUUCUAUGAUCAAAAGGACCAUGUCGCCGGCAGCGAAGAGGGCCACGUUGAGCCCGGGAUCCGGUACACGUUCGACCUGGAGGUUGGCCCGGACUUUGUGCCGUAUCCUCAGGAGCCGGAGUCUAUCGACGGCUUCGUGCUGAAGACGGUGGAGGAGGUGAAGAGGGAUCUGAAGAAUGCCGAGUGGAAGCCAAACUGCGGGCUCGUCAUGCUUGAUUUCCUGCUCCGAAAGGGCGAGAUCAAGGGGGGCGACGAUGAGAAUCUUGGGCUGUUGCGACGCGGUCUCGACAGGAAGCUCCCAUUUCACAACCUGUGA
Molecule: messenger RNA, 978 nt
Organism: Trichoderma citrinoviride
Lineage: Eukaryota; Fungi; Ascomycota; Sordariomycetes; Hypocreales; Hypocreaceae
Exons: 1
Coding region: 1-978 (325 amino acids)
Source: RefSeq, a predicted model, not a curated record